Linum trigynum is the source of this 3268-nucleotide messenger RNA. Lineage: Eukaryota; Viridiplantae; Streptophyta; Magnoliopsida; Malpighiales; Linaceae. The record is from the annotation of a GenBank genome assembly.
UUUUCUCACUUAAUGAUAAUAUGAUUUUAUAUUGGUUAAUCUGGUUAACCAAUUAACCAAAUCAAUUAAACUUUAGUUUGGUUAAUUUGGUUGUUGUAUUAGUUUGGACGGUUUGAUUAUGAUAUUGUAUUUCCUAGUUAAUGAAAUUUAGUCUUAUUUGGUUUGGUAAUAAUCAUAGUAACCAUUUGAACACCCCUAGUUAAUUGGGUUCAGUGAUAGACGGGCUUGAUAGGUGAAGAGUUGGAUUUGGUGGGUCAAUGACAAAGUUUGUAAGAGCUCACAACAUUUUUUUUUAAAAGCUCACAACAUAAUCUAUGCAUUUUGUUAGGGUAAAUGCUAUAUUUGGUCACUGGGCUUACUAAAUCGUGUUAUGUUUAGUCACUAGAAAAAAUUAAUAUAAUUUUUUGUCACACGAAUUACUAAAACCGAUCACAUUUAGUUACUCUCCCGUUAGCCUCCUUCCAACUCCGGUCACUCGAAUUACUUUGUUUUUUUAUGAAUGUCACUCGAAUUACUGAGACAUGUCACAUUUAGUCACUAUCCGUUAGCCUCCGUCCAACUCCAUUAGUUGGACGGAAACUAACGGGAGAGUGACUAAAUGUGACAUGUUUAAGUAAUUCGAGUGACCAAAAUUGAUAUUAAUUUUUUCUAGUGACUAAGCAUGACAGAUUUAGUAAUUUCAGUUACCAAAUGUGGCAUUUACCUAAUUUUAUAACGAAAAAUCUGCGUGCAUUUAAAUUGAUGGAAUUUGAAGCAUUACACUCCGAAGCAGCUUGGUAUCAGAAAAUAUUGGUGAGCUAAGGGUAAUUCCAACCUAUUCACCAAAAUUCAGCCCCCAACCUUCCAAAUAGCUGAACAUAGCUUCUAUUUUCACCUUGUUAUGCCACACAUACUCUUCUCAAAUUUAACCUGAUUUUUUUUUAUCUAUCUCUGAUAAUACACCGAGUAAGGUGUAGGUAGCAAUUGUACAAACACGGGAAUUUAAGAUUGUAAAAGAAUUGUGAACCACAUUUAAUUUCCGUAAAUAAUAUUUUCAUACUUCAUUGAAUUUUGAGUUGCAUGAAAUUUGUUCGUAUGAUAAAAUCAUGCAUCAUUUUAGAUUAUAGUUUAAUAACGCGCUCACGCAAAUUUGAUAGUUCAUCCAGAAAAUAAAAUAACCAUUGUCGGGAUGUUUUUCCCCCAUCCACCCCCACCACAUAUUUAUUGUGAUUGAGCACCAUUUUGUGAAGUAGGAAGCAAUAUUUGCUUACCAACGGUUUGUUUGCAUUAACUAUUUCAUACAAUGCCUCCAAUCGUUGCUUUCCAAUUCAUGAAAUAAUACCUACUGGGUUUUAAAUGGAGGGAUGUGGAUUCUAGUGAUCCGUUGCAUUGUUUUAUUCAUGAAGAAACAAUGAAAAAAUGGAGGUUGGUUUAUUCGGUAAAAAAAUGAUAUAAAAUUUAUUAAUUAAUAUUUUCAAUCGAUUCAAAUUAUUAAGAUGACAUGCUUAUACCAGUAUGUCCAAUUUUUAAUAUUUAGUGUUUUAAUUAAAUUGAAUUUUGAGUUUAGAAAAUUAGAUGUUGUAAUAUAUAUAUCGGCAGAAGUUCCUCUACAAGCUGCAGCUAACUAUAGCAAAGAAAUGAUGACAUCGUCUUCGUCAGUACUACUUCUUCUCCUGGCCGCCGUCCUCCUCGUCGCCGGGUUUGCAGUAGUGCUCAUACGUCGUCACCGGCUGGGAAAUAAUCACCGGCGGCCACCAUCCCCACCGAGGCUGCCGAUCCUCGGAAACCUCCACCAAGUGGGGAAGUACCCACACCGAACGUUCGCCAGCCUGGCGAAGCGGUACGGGGAUCCGAUGCUGUUUCACUUCGGGAGGAAGCCGGUGCUGGUGGUGACGAGCUCGGUGGCGGCUCGAGAGGUGUUGAAGACGAACGACCUCAUCGCCUCCGACCGGCCCCAAAUCGAAACCGCGAACAGGCUUCUCUACGGCGUCAACAAAGACAUCACCAACGCCGCCUACGGCGAUUACUGGAGGCAGCUCCGGCGGCUGUGCGUCCUCCACCUCCUCAGCACCAGAAAAGUUCAGUCCGGGCGAGCCGUGAGGGAGGAAGAAAUCAGGUUACUGGUCAAUCGGAUCAAGCAGAAUGCCCAAACAGUCCAGGCAGUGAACUUGAGCGAGCUGCUAUUCCGCCUGUCCAACGACGUGAUUUGCAGGAUGGCUCUAGGGAGGAAGUACGAUGUGGGUGGUAGCACCAAUUUCAAUUUCAAGGACCUGUUGGCCGAAUUCACUGGUUUGCUGGGCACUUUUACUGUGGGCGACUUCAUCCCUUGUCUCUGGUGGGUGAACCGGUUCACCGGGUUCGAUUCCCGGGUCGAUAGAGUUGCCCAGCAGUUUGAUGAAUUGCUUAAUGCAGCUAUCCUGGAGAGUGAGGCUCGUAACUUGGAGAAACGUAACAACACCAAUUCUUCUUGUAGCAGUGUGAUAACACAAGACAAUUAUGAUGACCAAACAAUAUUACCCUUCAUAGAUACCUUAUUGCAGCUUCAACUUGACGAGUUCCACCUUGAUACAGAUGCCAUCAAAGCUUUGAUCCUGGACAUGUUCGUGGCAGCAACAGAUACAUCUGCAACACUUUUGGAAUGGACAAUGUCGGAGCUGAUGAAACACCCUAGGGUGAUGAAGAAGCUGCGAGAGGAGUUGAGACGAGAGCUAGUGAGUGACGAGAAAGGAGAAAUUAUUAUCGGGGAGGCCGAUUUAGAGAGAUUGAAGUACCUCAAACUAGUCAUCAAAGAGACAAUUCGAUUGCACCCACCACUUCCUCUGCUGCUCCCACGACAGUUCAUCCAAGACACAACCAUAUUAGGGUACGAUGUAUCGGCCGGAACCAUGAUCCUAAUGGAUGCAUGGGCGAUCGGAAGGGACCCUGCAGACUGGACCGAAUCGCCUGGAGAAUUCUGGCCCGAGCGAUUUCUGAACAGCGACGUGGAUUUUAGGGGUCAGGAUUUCAAGCUGCUGCCUUUUGGUGCAGGAAGACGAGGUUGUCCUGGAAUAUCCUUUGGCCUUGCCGUUGUGGAGCAUACGCUGGCUCAUCUGGUGGGGAAAUUUGAUUGGGAGUUGCCUGGUGGCGUUGAAGGGCAGGAGUUGGACAUGACUGAAGCUACUGGUUUUAUAGCCUAUCGAAAGACCCCUCUCGUUGCCAUUCCCACCAUUAAUGUUUCUCAGAAGUUCGGCUCGAGCUGGAAAUUUGAAUGAGGUGGGGUAAUCGAAGAAAAUAAAAGCUCAAGGAUUGA